AUGCCUUGUAAAGCUGAAGGGCUGGUCCUGACUGUGGACCCGAACGUCAUCCACAAGGUCGAUACCAACAACCCCCAGAACCUUUUCAGCAUGUGGACUGUUUUCUCCAGAUGUGCAGACUCAGUCGAGCAAGGUCGAAGGUUAGAAAAUCUCAGUUGGCGAUUAUGGAAUAGAGAGACCUUCUGCUGCGAAGCUAAGGAAUUAUCUGCUGCCUCCGCCACCACACUACCGAAAGAUAUCCCCGCCCAGCAACAAAUACUAUCAGACGUCCCUCAGCUAUCGGGAAGCGUCGAUUCCGUCGCCGACGAAGAAGCAAUCGAUUUCACAACUAUUUCCGACCCUAUGGAAAUUGUUCGCCCUCGAAUUGUCCGACAAGACUCUUGUGCUAGCAGCCGAAGCAGGGGCCGUGAACGUCAUAUCACCUCGGACCACCUCGAGAAGAUGGUAGUUUCUAUUAUCCAGGAGAAGGAGCCGAACCUAGCACCAUUGCCCGCAAUGAGCUCUCCUUCGCUCGAGUCAUCAGCUGCUUCUCAAUCCUCUUGCUUAGAAGCAGAACAGACCCCCGCGACUCAGAUUAGCGAGUCUGAGUGCGAGUCAGUAAAUGCGCCGUCCUCGCCGCAUCCGAAGUCUAUAGAAACACCUGCAACCACCGUGAUCCGAGGUUUCUCGCCGUCGCAGAUCCCGUCGUUCCGUGUAUCUCACGAACCCAAGUUGGCUGUGCAAGACCCAAUUCCGGAGCCUCAGUCGUCUCCCGCUCCUAAGCCAGUGCAGCUUAAGAAGCAGCCUGCGAAGUUCAAGUUUGGCGACUCCUCUAGCAACGAGUCCUCGCCUCAAAGUGUAGAGGCUCGCAAGGCCAUGCCCCCACCCCCGGCCCCUAAGAGGCCUAUGUUCGAGGUUGGUGUCGGAUCAUCUGGAGAAGACGAUAGUCCUUCUCUGAAGAGUGCUAUGCACUCUUCUCGACCGGGCUCCAUGCUUAACUGCCAGAAGAAGCAAACCUCGUUCAACAACCACGUUACAAUGAGGACAAUCCAAACACCUAGCGAUCACUCUGACAGCUACAUGGAUGAAAGCGCUAUUGAUGACGACGAGGAUGAUUCUGAGUGGGAAGAUUCUAUUGAGGAGAGUGGCAAGUCUAGCGUAGAUGAUGCAGUCACAUUCAAGCGGGUACCAUCAAAGGCGAAUCUUACUUCUCAAAGAUCACUGAUUAGCCUUAUGUUCGCUGGACAGGAGGAACGAGCCAAGGGUCUUAGCAACUACGCGUCGCACUCGACGCCUGCUAUUCCCCAACGCGCGCGAGCACUUCAAGCCACUUCAAACAUGAAUGUGGUGUCCUCUCCCAACGAUUCCGAUAAUGACCUCGAGAUGCGCAGAGGUCUACGACCUACGCCACUUAAACCAAUUAACGAAGUCACGAGAACCGGCGCUCAGCCCAUCAUGGUCAACCCUCCGACCCACUACCACCAAGCCGCGCUAUCACCUAGGACAACCCGAAGGAACAUGUUGGCCACAGAAUUGACAGAGUCGCUACGCCGCCGUCAGCUUCUGUGGGAGCGACAGCAAAAGUCGUCUACCGCUAAUGCCGUGUUAAAAAGGCGACAUACCUCCCUCGACGUGGCCAACUUGAAGCAAUAUCCCGAAAAGGCCUACAUGAGCAAGGGUCAAGAAGAGCCCAACUCGAGCAGCUGGAACCAAUACUUCUCUCGCGAAGAUUUCGGCGGCUACCACACCCAGGGUUGGUAA
Messenger RNA from Daldinia childiae, 1740 nucleotides. RefSeq lists its product as uncharacterized. NCBI's taxonomy places the organism in Eukaryota, Fungi, Ascomycota, Sordariomycetes, Xylariales, Hypoxylaceae. The coding region runs from base 1 to 1740 and encodes 579 amino acids. Gene Ontology annotation, biological process: mitochondria-nucleus signaling pathway; negative regulation of transcription by RNA polymerase II; regulation of nitrogen utilization. The record is from RefSeq and is a predicted model, not a curated record. Gene Ontology annotation, cellular component: cytoplasm. The transcript is spliced from 2 exons.